Molecule: messenger RNA, 5673 nt
Organism: Fundulus heteroclitus (mummichog)
Lineage: Eukaryota; Metazoa; Chordata; Actinopteri; Cyprinodontiformes; Fundulidae
Gene: cadpsb
Product: Ca2+-dependent activator protein for secretion b
Exons: 33
Coding region: 282-4472 (1396 amino acids)
Biological process (GO): dense core granule exocytosis; synaptic vesicle exocytosis; positive regulation of exocytosis
Cellular component (GO): glutamatergic synapse
Source: RefSeq, a predicted model, not a curated record
ACCGACCGACCAAUAAAACGGAGCGAACGCGUAAGCAUCGAGCGCUCGGCGCAGGCGGAGAAAGCUCGGUGUGGAGCAGACUGGACCUCCUCCAGCUCCACUCGUACUGCUGACAUCUCUCAGCGAGCAAGUACGACCAGGGCCUAUCCCUGUCUCCGCUUCGGACGCGUUCCACCCUCAAAUCUCGGCCAGGGAUACUAAGGACGCGGCACGGAAAUCGUCUGGGGUGGGGGAUCCCAGUCUGCAGGUUGUAGCAGGGACGCAUCCCAUUCUAGGGCAAGAUGUUAGACCCGUCGUCCAGCGAAGAGGAGUCUGAUGGGAUAGUGGAGGAAGAAAGCAAAGAGGCGAUGGCACCUCAGGCCGGGUCCCGCAUAUCUCCCAGCAGGACCAGCGAGAGCUCUGGCGGACUGGCUCCCAGCAGCAGCCGCAGCAGCGCCCGUCCGAUCAGUCCGAGCCCGUCCGCCGCCAGCGAGGAGAAAGAGGACCUGGAGAAGAUGCACAGAGAGGAGGAAGAGCGCAAAAAGAAGCUGCAGCUGUAUGUUUUUGUCAUGCGAUGCAUCGCAUAUCCCUUCAACGCAAAGCAGCCGACUGAUAUGGCAAGACGGCAGCAGAAGAUUUCCAAGCAGCAGCUACAGCAGACCAAGGACCGCUUCCAGGCCUUCCUCAACGGAGAAACGCAAAUUGUAGCUGAUGAGGCAUUCAUCAAUGCCGUGCAGAGUUACUCUGAGGUGUUCCUGAAGAGCGACCGCGUGGCUAAGAUGGUGCAGAGUGGUGGCUUUUCAGCCAACGAUUUCAGGGAAGUCUUUAAGAGGCACAUUGAGAAGCGGGUGCGAAGCCUUCCAGAGAUUGACGGUCUGAGUAAGGAAACGGUGCUGAGCUCCUGGAUGGCCAAAUUUGACACCAUCUACCGUGGCGACGAGGACCCGCGCAAGGCUCAGCAACGCAUGACCGCCAGCGCGGCUUCCGAGCUGAUCCUCAGCAAGGACCAGCUGUAUGAGAUGUUCCAGAAUAUCCUCGGCAUCAAGAAGUUUGAGCAUCAGCUGCUUUACCAAGCCUGCCAGCUGGACAAUCUGGACGAGCAGGCUGCACAGAUAAGAAGAGAACUUGAUGGUCGUCUUCAGAUGGCAGACCAGAUUGCCAGGGGUGGCAAGUUCCCCAAAUUUGUGUCUAAAGAGAUGGAGGCCAUGUACAUCGAAGAGCUCAAGUCCUCAGUGAACCAGCUGAUGGCCAACCUGGAAAGCAUGCCGGUGUCAAAAGGAGGGGAGUUUAAACUCCAGAAGCUGAAGCGAGGGCACAACACCUCCAUCAUCGACAUGGGCCAGGAGGACGAGAACACUCUCUCCAAGUCUGACGUGGUUCUGUCCUUUACUUUGGAGGUGGUGAUCAUGGAAGUGGUGGGGCUGAAGUCCCUGGCUCCGAACAGGAUUGUUUACUGCACCAUGGAGGUGGAGGGAGGCGAGAAGCUCCAGACUGACCAAGCAGAGGCAUCCAAGCCGACCUGGGGAACCCAGGGGGACUUCACCACCACACACCCUUUGCCCGCUGUCAAGGUGAAACUGUUUACAGAGAGUACAGGUGUUCUGGCACUGGAAGACAAAGAACUGGGCAGGGUUGUCCUCCACCCAACACCUAACAGCCCCAAACAGUCAGAGCUCCAUAAGAUGACCGUGACCAAGGCUUGCCCCGACCAAGAUCUCAAAAUAAAGCUGGCUAUACGCAUGGACAAACCACAGAACAUGAAGCACUGCGGGUAUCUGUGGGCUUUUGGGAAGAACGUCUGGAAACGCUGGAAGAAGCGUUUCUUCGUCCUCGUGCAGGUGAGUCAGUAUACCUUUGCAAUGUGCAGCUACAGAGAGAAAAAAUCAGAGCCACAGGAGCUUCUGCAGCUGGAUGGGUAUACUGUGGACUACAGUGACCCCCAGCCUGGCUUGGAUGGAGGCAGGACUUUCUUCAACGCGGUGAAAGAGGGCGAUACUGUGAUCUUUGCCAGCGACGACGAGCAGGACCGCAUCCUGUGGGUCCAGGCCAUGUACCGUGCUACUGGCCAGUCCCACAAGCCCGUCCCACCUACUCAGGUCCAGAAACUAAACUCCAAGGGGGGUGCCUCAGCCCAAAUGGACGCUCCCAUUUCUCAGUUCUCUGGACUCAAGGACGCUGACAGAGCUCAGAAACAUGGCAUGGAUGAGUUUAUCUCCGCUAACCCGUGUAGCUAUGACCACGCCUCGCUUUUUGAGAUGUUGCAGCGGCUCACGCUGGACCACAGGCUCAAUGACACCUUCUGCUGCUUGGGAUGGUUCAGCCCGGGCCAAGUGUUUGUCCUGGAUGAAUACUGUGCAAGGAACGGAGUCCGAGGUUGCCACAGACAUCUGUGUUACCUACGUGAUCUUCUGGAACGGGCAGAAAAUGGGGCUAUUAUCGACCCCACCCUUCUGCACUACAGCUUUGCUUUCUGUGCGUCCCAUGUCCAUGGGAACAGAGAGGGCAGCAGUUACUGGGGGCCACUGGGCUACGAGGCCCUAGAAUCCCCACAGAGCUCCCAAAGCUCAGAUCCUCAGGCUGCUGCAAAGCGAGCGUGCAUAUUCAAGUUUAGGCAAAGAAAGAAGUCCUUUCAGAACGAAAAAAGGCCAGAUGGACUGAGCACGGUGAAAGUGGACGAGAAGGAGCGCUUUGAGGACAUUAAAGAAAGGUUGCGCGUCAUUUUGGAGAACCACAUUGUAAAUUUCAGAUAUUUUUUCCCCUUCGGUCGUCCAGAAGGUGCACUGAAAGCCACUUUGUCCUUGCUGGAGAGGGUCCUGAUGAAGGACAUUGUGACCCCAGUUCCACCAGAGGAAGUUAAAGGAGUGAUCCGCAAAUGUCUGGAGCAGGCCGCUCAGCUCAACUACGAGAGGAUCAAGGACUAUGCUAAAAUUGAAGGGAAAAAGAGGGAAAUGUAUGAGCACCCUGUCUUCUGCUUGGCCUCUCAAGUGAUGGAUUUAACCAUCCAAAACGUAGGCCGCUUAGUCACGCCUGCCAAAAAGCUGGAGGAAACAAUUCGCCUGGCGGAGUUAGUCAUAGAGGUCCUCCAGCAGAACCAGGAACACCACGCGGAGGCGGCAGUCACAAGUUCUGGAGAUCAAUCGGGAAAAGAGGCAUUCGCAUGGUGGACAGACCUUAUGGUGGAGCAUGCUGAAAACUUCCUGGCCCUCUAUGCCAUCGACAUGGAUGCCGCUCUGGAGAUCCAGUCACCUGAGAGCUGGGACAGCUUUCCUCUUUUCCAGCUCCUCAAUGACUUCCUCCGGACAGACUAUUAUCUGUGCAAUGGAAAGUUCCACAAACACCUCCAGGAUCUGUAUGCUCCUCUGGUUGUUAGAUAUGUGGAUCUGAUGGAGUCCUCCAUCGCACAGUCUAUCCACAAGGGCUUUGAGAGGGAGUCCUGGGAGCCUGUUAAGAGUUUAACAAGUAAUCUGCCCAAUGUGAAUCUACCAAAUGUGAACCUCCAAAUUCCCAAAGUACCAAAUCUGCCAGUGCCAGUAGCAGGACUAUCAGUUAACCUUCCACAAAUACCUAGCUUUUCAACCCCGUCAUGGAUGGCUGCUAUAUAUGACUCCGAUAACGGCUCCGGGACAUCAGAGGAUCUUUUCUGGAAGCUGGACGCUCUUCAGACUUUCAUCAGAGACUUGCACUGGCCGGAGGACGAGUUCGCCAAACACCUCGAGAGCCGCAUCAGGCUCAUGUCGAGCAACAUGAUAGAGAACUGCGUCAAAAGGACCAGGAUGGCAUUUGAGUCCAAGCUGACAAAAAGCAGUAAGUCCACAGAUUUCCGUAUUUCUCCAUCCUUAUGCACCAUGUUCAAUGUGAUGGUGGACGCCAAGGACCAGUCAGCCAAACUGUGUGCAAUGGAGAUGGGCCAAGAGAAACAGUUCCACACCCAAAUAGACGAACUGAUUGAAGAGAGUGUGAAGGACAUGAUCCAGCUUCUGGUUGCAAAGUUUGUCGUGAUUCUAGAGAGCGUGUUGGCUAAGAUUUCCAGAUAUGAUGAAGGAACUCUCUUUUCCUCUUUCCUCUCUUUCACGGUGAAAGCUGCCUCAAAAUAUGUGGAUGUACCUAAACCUGGGAUGGACGUGGCAGACGGCUACGUGACCUUUAUGCGCCACUCUCAGGACAUGCUCCGUGAAAAGGUCAAUGAGGAGGUGUAUAUAGAAAGGUUAUUUGAUCAAUGGUACACUGCCACCAUGAACCUGCUGGGGACUUGGCUCACUGAACGCAUGGAUCAGCAGCUCCACGUCUAUCAGCUCAAGAUCCUCAUCAGGAUCACCAAGAAAAAGUACAGAGACUUCCGUCUGCAGGGGGUCCUGGACUCCACCCUGAACAGCAAGAUGUACGACACCGUGCGCAACAGGCUGACCUUGGAGGAGGCCACUGCUUCAGUGAGGGAAGGAGGCAUGCAGGGCAUCUCCAUGAAGGACAGCGACGAGGAGGAUGAAGAGGACUAGAGGCUGCGCAUCGACUCCCCAGCCCGUCUGUCUGUCCAAAACCUCCCCUCUCCCACUUUCCUCCACCUCUCACCUCCCAACUCCCCUUUCACACUUUUGACUUUAGCCUGGUUACUGAUGCAUGUACCAACUCAGAUAGCCACUCUAGGACCUCUUUGUCAGCUCGAAAUGCCUAUGAAGGAACUAUUAACUAUAAAGAUAGAAAUUAUACUGAAAAAAAAAAAGUCUGAAUAAAAAUGUUUAAAAAAAUAACCAUGAUUGGCAGUUUAGCUGUGUCAUAAUAAAGAUAGCACCUAUCUUCGGGUCUUCAUUCAUUUCUAAAUUCAUUUCUAUGUGUUAACUAAGCAAUAUGGAGAACCAUUUGUUUGACAAUGUUGAGUGAGAUUAAUCGGUGUCCCUGUCCAAUGCAAAACUUAUAUGGCGCUUCUUUGUCGUACUCUACAUUCAUUAAUGGUACAUUGUCGUGAUGAUGAGUGUGUGGACCCUUUUUUUUUUGUCUCGUCCGUUUUUAAGUGAAUGCCAACUGCUUCGAACUGAAAAUAAUAAGAGAAAAUAAAGAAAAAAAAAACUAUUUGUUUACAGCUGUUCCAGAUGGGCUGUCGUCCGCUCACUGUUGCUACCACCGACAGUAAGUCCAGACCUGCAUUUCCUAUCAUGUGUCGAUGCUACGUUGGUCUCAUCUCAAUUACUAAAUUAGACGCGCUCCGACGGGAACUCUGAAUUUCGAGUGGGUGUUCAGGAGAUGCAAUAUCCCCAUGGAUCCAUUUUGAUAACUUGGAAGAAUUUAUUUUUAUUUCAACAUUUAAAAGAAAAGGCCUAGAAACGGGUUCUAUUUUAAUUGAGUUGCACUUUUACAGACAAAAAAAGAGCAAAAAGAAUUUUUUUUAUCGGGAAAAAAAAAAUAACAAAGUUGGUCUGUCUUUGUUCUGUAAUUGUGUAGAAUGAGAUGUCUGGCAUUUGUUUGGGUCUCACUGUUGUUUUGUAUAUAUUAUAUAAAUAUAAAUAUAAAUAUGAAAUGCUGUACAUUGCAUUCUGAGCCAUCGCUGCAUGCCUGUGGGUUCCUACCCUCCCCCCCAAAUGCUUUCUGUUUUUCUGUGUGAACUAGCUGAUGGAUUCAUUCUUGCUUUUUUGCCUUAUGAAAGCCAACAGUUGUAAUAUGCAAGAGCUGUGGCCUCCAAAUAAAAAUUACUGUACAUGUGCA